This is a messenger RNA of Mizuhopecten yessoensis (Yesso scallop), 2344 nucleotides long. RefSeq lists its product as uncharacterized. The transcript is spliced from 3 exons. The coding region runs from base 1139 to 2152 and encodes 337 amino acids. NCBI's taxonomy places the organism in Eukaryota, Metazoa, Mollusca, Bivalvia, Pectinida, Pectinidae. The record is from RefSeq and is a predicted model, not a curated record.
UAAUGAAUGCAAACGGCUCUACAUGAAAAUGUUUAUUUUUGGAAAUUUAAAAAACAAUUACAAUAUGAAGAUAUUUGUAAUAACUUAAAAACCUUAUGUACACCUUAAAGCCAUCUUAGAUACCUGAAUUCUUGAUAUUUUACUUCUGUGACAAAAGAAAGAUUGCACAGCCAGACCAGGAUUUGAACUAUUAAACAGACGCUCAAACCAAUUGAACUAUCUGGUCGUCGGCGAAAAACCGAGUCUAGUUCCGCUACAUCCCUUCCUCCUAAUACAAAGUCUUUGAUGCUGAAGAUACACCAGAUUUUAUACCGUCUUAUGUUGGUAAACUUUGUUGGGUGCCAAAAGUAGCAGGAGAGAAAUGCACAGCCAUGCCAGACUGGGAUUCAAACCCAGAACCCUCAGACUCUAGACGGACACAUGAUCGCCAGUGAUCAACUUUGUCUAGUUCCUCAUAACUUCUUAUAUCACAGAACAGAUAUGUUAUAUGCCUACACAAUAAUCGGUUUAAAUUUCUUAAAGAUAAAUAUUCAUUUGUUCUCAAUAGGCAAAUCAAUAAAAUACCACAUAUAAUUUUACAUGAUGAGUAUGUAGUGUUGAAUAACAUAUUUACAUGCUAUAAUUACUGAUAUGUAACAUUGAUUCAUCGUGCCACACAUAUAAUAUGGUCACAAAUGUCAAUAAUAACUAUUUUACAAGAAAGCAACUGAUAUACCAUAUCUGGUGCGUUUGGAUCUUUGAAGAUUAUCUGAAGUUUAAAGAAAUAUUAGGUUGAUGACAAAUGACUGUGAUAACCAUAGAUCACUAAAUAAAAGCAUAGAUAGUCAAAAACAUUUAUUUCUAAAAACAAAAGGUAUAUAUGAAAUGUUUAUCUUAAUUGUUUAAUAAGUCAAAAUCAUGCAUACCAAACAUUUCCGCACACUCAACAUUACAAUCAAUCUAUUUUAUAAACCAGGCCCCAGGAUCAUGAAAUCUUGGACUUAUUUUUUUGCUUAGCCAAUCACGUAUGACAUCAUUUUUCAUAACAGUAUUUGUGAUUGGUUAAGUCAAAACUUGAGACAGUUUUAGAAUUAAGCUUGUUUUAUGAUCCAGGGGCAUGUAGUUAAUGCUGUCACUAUAAUGAUUGCCAAACAAAAUUAUGUCAACAUACAUGGUCAUUCCAAGGCAACAUGUCACAAUGGUGGUUCCCGGACAACAUGUCACAAUGGUGGUUCACCGGACAACAUGUCACCAUGGUGGUUCACCGGUCAACAUGUCACAAUGGAGGUUCCCGCACAACAUUUCACAAUGGUGGUUCACCGGACAACAUGUCACAAUGGUGGUUCCCAGUCAACAUGUCAAAAUGGUGGUUCCCGGACAACAUGUCACAAUGGUGGUUCCCGGACAACAUGCCACAAUGGUGGUUCACCGGACAACAUGUCACAAUGGUGGUUCCCCCACAACAUGUCACAAUGGUGGUUCCAGCACAACAUGUCACAAUGGUGGUUCCCGGACAACAUGUCACAAUGGUGGUUCCCGCACAACAUGUCACAAUGGUGGUUCCCGGACAACAUGUCACAAUGGUGGUUCCCGGACAACAUGUCAAAAUGGUGGUUCCCGCACAACAUGUCACAAUGGUGGUUCACCGGACAACAUGACACAAUGGUGGUUCCCGGACAAGAUGUCACAAUGGUGGUUCCCGGACAACAUGUCACAAUGGUGGUUCCCGCACAACAUGUCACAAUGGUGGUUCCCCGGACAACAUGACACAAUGGUGGUUCCCGGACAAGAUGUCACAAUGGUGGUUCCCGGACAACAUGUCACAAUGCUGGUUCACCAGACAACAUGUCACAAUGGUGGUUCACCGGACAACAUGUCACAAUGGUGGUUCACCGCACAACAUGUCACAAUGGUGGUUCCCGGACAACAUGUCACAAUGGUGGUUCCCGCACAACAUGUCACAAUGGUGGUUCCCGGACAACAUGUCACAAUGGUGGUUCCCGGACAACAUGACACAAUGGUGUUUCCCGGACAACAUGACACAAUGGUGGUUCCCGGACCACAUGACACAAUGGUGGUUCCCGGACAAUAUGACACAAUGGUGGUUCCCAGACAACAUGACACAAUGGUGUUUCCCGGACAACAUGUCACAAUGGUGAUUCCCAGACAUUAGUUCACUAUGGUGAUUCCUGGACAACAUGUCAUCACCAUAGGGAUUCCCAGACAAAAUGAUGUCACAAAUGGUGAUCGCCAUCCUUGAUAUACCGGAGGUAACACUCACCUACCUUCUCUACAUGCCUGGAAUAUGUAACGAAAAAAGUGAAGGCUCAGUGUGCCCCACCUUCUGGAUGAGACGAGAAGACUA